Hirsutella rhossiliensis is the source of this 780-nucleotide messenger RNA. Its product is annotated as 40S ribosomal protein S2. The coding region runs from base 1 to 780 and encodes 259 amino acids. Gene Ontology annotation, cellular component: cytosolic small ribosomal subunit; ribosome. The record is from RefSeq and is a predicted model, not a curated record. Gene Ontology annotation, biological process: translation. The transcript has 3 exons. Lineage: Eukaryota; Fungi; Ascomycota; Sordariomycetes; Hypocreales; Ophiocordycipitaceae. Gene Ontology annotation, molecular function: RNA binding; structural constituent of ribosome.
AUGGCUGACCGUGGCGGACGCGGAGGCGGUGGUUUCGGUGCCCGAGGCGGCGACCGCGGUCGUGGCCGUGGCCGUGGUCGUGGCCGUGGCCGACGCGGCGGCAAGAGCGAGGAGAAGGAGUGGCAGCCCGUCACCAAGCUGGGCCGUCUGGUCAAGGCCGGCAAGAUCAACAGCAUGGAGGAGAUUUACCUGCACUCCCUGCCCAUCAAGGAGUUUCAGAUUGUCGACACCUUUCUGCCCAAGCUCAAGGACGAGGUCAUGAAGAUCAAGCCCGUCCAGAAGCAGACGCGUGCCGGUCAGCGGACGCGGUUCAAGGCCGUCGUCAUCAUUGGCGACUCGGAGGGCCACGUCGGCCUCGGCAUCAAGACGUCCAAGGAGGUUGCGACGGCCAUCCGCGCCGCCAUCAUCAUCGCCAAGCUCAGCGUCAUCCCCGUCCGACGAGGCUACUGGGGCACCAACCUCGGCCAGCCUCACUCUCUGCCCUGCAAGCAGAGCGGCAAGUGCGGUUCCGUCACCGUCCGACUCAUCCCUGCCCCCCGCGGUACGGGCCUCGUUGCCUCGCCCGCCGUCAAGCGCUUCCUCCAGCUGGCCGGUGUCGAGGACUCGUACACGUCGUCGGCCGGCUCGACCAAGACGCUCGAGAACACGCUCAAGGCCACCUUUGUCGCCGUCUCCAACACGUACGGCUUCCUGACGCCCAACCUGUGGAAGGAGACCAAGCUGCUCCGGAGUCCGCUCGAGGAGUUUGCCGAUACCCUGCGGGAGGGCAAGCGGUACUAG